Juglans regia (Persian walnut) is the source of this 3943-nucleotide messenger RNA. RefSeq names its product protein PLASTID MOVEMENT IMPAIRED 1-RELATED 1. Bases 208 to 3633 code for a protein of 1141 amino acids. Lineage: Eukaryota; Viridiplantae; Streptophyta; Magnoliopsida; Fagales; Juglandaceae. The transcript is spliced from 4 exons. The record is from RefSeq and is a predicted model, not a curated record.
UUUGAAAAUUGCAGCGGCAAUUCCCAGGCCGAGAAAGAGAGAUUUCGGGGGGUAGACAAACGCGCCUCAGACACCGCACCAUGGAGAAGCUAUGAUUUCGAUCGGGUAUUAGGGUUUUGGAGAAUUCUGCUUCAUUGGAGAGUUUUGUUCCCACCUACCUCCGUCCGGUAAUUGAUGCCAAGUUCAGUAGACUUGUAAAAUGUUAAAAUGAUGUAUUCGAAAGUUGAAGCUGGGAAGAAGGUUGGUGAUGAUUCAGGUAAUCGGAAGCUGCUGAAUGAGAUUGAAACUAUAAGCAAAGCCUUAUACCUGGAAAAAAACCCAUCUAGGAGUUCGAUUUCUAGAGCCAACACUCGGUCCAAGUCUUCUGGAAAAACCCACUUACCAGAUCCUCAGUCGAAGCUUAAACCAGAUGAGGAGGACCCCUCACGAAAAGAAAAGAAGUCCAUUUGGAACUGGAGGCCAUUGAAGGCCCUGUCCCAUAUCCGAAACCGGAGGUUUAACUGUUGUUUUUCUCUCGUAGUCCAUUCCAUCGAGGGGUUGCCCUCAAGUUUCAAUGAUGUUAGUCUUUGCGUGCAUUGGAAGCGGCGGGACGGGGUCCUGGUCACUCGUCCAGUGAAGGUUCUCCAAGGUAUGGCAGAGUUUGAAGAGAAAUUGUCUCAUACAUGCUCGGUUUAUGGUAGUAGGAAUGGACCACACCAUUCGGCAAAGUAUGAGGCAAAGCAUUUUCUGCUCUAUGCUUCCGUUUAUGGUGUGCCAGAACUUGAUUUGGGGAAGCAUCGGGUUGAUCUCACGAGGCUACUGCCUCUGACGCUGGAGGAAUUAGAGGAGGAGAAGAGCUCUGGGACGUGGACAACAGAUUUUAAAUUGGCAGGAAAGGCUAAAGGUGCGUUGAUGAAUGUUAGUUUUGGAUAUUUAGUGAUAGGUGAUAAUCCCAGUGCACCUAGAAGCACGGAGGUGUUGGCUUCAAGGCAGAAUAGUCGGAGUAUGGUUAAAGCGCAGACGAAAAUUGGUCAAGGUGAUGGCCAGAGCAGAAUGCACCGUGCUGAAAGUCUUCCAAGCAUAAGAAACCAGCCGUCUCGUGCUACAUCACAUACUGUGGAGAGCAUAAAAGACCUUCACGAGGUUUUUCCAAUAUCUAAGUCAGAACUUGCAAAUUCGGUUGAUAUUCUGUAUCGAAAAUUUGAUGAAGACAAGUUGGAAUGUCCAGUUGACAAGCCUCAUCUUAAUGCCUCUACUGAACAUCUUGAGCCCAUUAAACCAAAUUCCAAUUUUUUGUCUGACUCUGCUAAAGAAAAUGCUGAAACCGAGUGUGGAGAGAAUGAGUUUUCUGUGGUUGAUCAGGGCAUAGAAUUGUCAUCAAAGGAGUCUAAGAAGCCAGAGGAAGUCAUUUUAAUGGUUGCUGAUAUUGCUCCGGUUGAAAGUUCUGACAUUGAAAUUGACACUGGUGGACAGGUAGCUUUUAAGGAGAGCUCUGAUCUUGAUUCCAAGGAUGAGGAAACUGGUAGAUGUGACAACGAACUUGUGUUACGCGACUGCACUACGAUAGAGGAUGACAUUGGCACCAAAGAAGCACUCAUGAAAGAAUUAGAGUCAGCUCUAAAUAAUGCAUCAGAAUUGGAGACAGCAGCAUUAGAAUCUCCAGACCAUGAGAAUUUCAUGGAGCUUGAACCAGAUUGUAAAACGGAUGGUCAAGGUAAGUCACUCAGCUUGGACGAUGAUUCUGAAUCCAUUGCGAGUGAGUUCCUAAACAUGCUGGGGAUAGAACAUAGUCCAUUCGGUUUGAGUUCUGAGAGCGAGCCUGAAUCCCCGAGAGAGCGUCUGUUGAGACAAUUUGAGGAGGAGGCUCUUGCUGGGGGCUGUUCUUUAUUUGAUUUUAAUGUAGAUGGUGAGGGCCAAGCUGAAAGUGGCCACUAUGCUCCAACUGGCUCUGUAUGGGGGAACUUAUCUGAACUUUCAUCAGUGGUUCAAGAUGCUGAGGAGGAGCCCCAGAUAGCGAGUCAUACAGAGAAGAGCAAAACAAGGGCGAAAAUGUUGGAAGACUUGGAAACAGAAGCCUUAAUGCGUGAGUGGGGAUUGAAUGAAAAUGCUUUUCAACAUUCUCCACCAAAGAGCUCUGAUGGGUUUGGGAGCCCAAUUGAUUUACCUCCUGAAGGGCCAGUUGAAUUGCCUUCUCUUGGUGAAGGGUUAGGUCCCUUUCUUCAGACAAAAAAUGGAGGGUUUGUACGGUCUAUGGAUCCCUCCCUUUUCAAUAAUGCUAAAAGUGGUGGGAAUUUGAUCAUGCAGGUUUCUAGUCCAGUUGUUGUACCUGCAGAAAUGGGUUCUGAGACAAUGGAGAUACUGCAGCGUUUGGCCUCAGUGGGAAUCGAAAAGCUUUCUAUGCAGGCCAAUAAGUUGAUGCCUUUGGAAGAUAUCACUGGAAAGACAAUGCAGCAAGUAGCAUGGGAAGCUGCACCCUCCUUGGAGGGACCUGAGAGGCAAUCUUUGUUGCAGCAUGAAUCAGUGGUUGGACAAGACACGUUUGGUGGGCAAAAGAGAGUUAAAGGGAGGUCAGCUGAACCUGAGUCUGAUAAAUUUAGUUCCAGCUCGGCAGGCAACGUAGCGGGCUCGGAAUAUGUCUCCCUAGAAGAUCUUGCUCCUUUAGCUAUGCAUAAAAUUGAAGCACUUUCUAUGGAAGGUUUGAGAAUACAAUCUGAUAUGUCAGAUGGAGAUGCGCCUGUAAACAUCAGUGCACAGCCUAGUGGGGAAAUCUCAGCUCUCCAGGGCAAGGGAAUUAACAUCAGCGGGUCCUUAGGUUUGGAUGGAGCUGCUGGAUUGCAGUUGUUGGACAUAAAAGAUGGUAGCGAUGAUGUUGAUGGAUUAAUUGGCCUCUCUUUAAGUCUUGAUGAAUGGAUGAGGCUGGAUUCUGGUGAAAUUGAGGAUGAAGAUUGUAUCAGUGAACGUACUUCUAAAAUCCUUGCAGCCCAUCAUGCUAACUCUUUGGACUCGAUUCGUGGAGGUUCGAAGGGAGAGAGAAGACGAGGCAAAGGCUCUAGCAGAAAGUGUGGUUUACUGGGGAACAACUUCACAGUGGCUUUAAUGGUGCAACUUCGUGAUCCACUGCGAAAUUAUGAGCAGGUCGGUGCACCAAUGCUUGCUCUUAUUCAAGUUGAGAGAGUGUUUCUCCCACCGAAGCCAAAAAUAUACAGCACGGUUCCAAUGGUAAGGAACAUUGACAAGGAAGAUGACGAGUCUGAGUCAUCGGUAAAGGAGACAAAAGAAGAAAUAAAAGAAGCGAAAACUACCGAAGAGGAGGGCGUUGCUCAGUUUAGAAUCGCUGAAGUCCAUGUUGCAGGUCUGAAGACAGAGCCUGGAAAAAAGAAGCUUUGGGGUUCCUCAACGCAGCAGCAAUCUGGUUCCCGCUGGUUGCUUGCUAAUGGAAUGGGGAAGAGCAAUAAGCAUCCAUUUAUGAAGGCAAAGUCCGUUUCUAAGUCUGCCGUGCCAGCGACAACAAAGGUGCAACCUGGGGAUACCUUGUGGAGCAUCUCAUCUCGUGUUCAUGGUACAGGAGCUAAAUGGAAGGAAUUGGCAGCAUUAAAUCCACAUAUACGGAACCCCAAUAUUAUCUUACCAAAUGAAACUAUCAGGCUGCGCUGAGUGGAGCGUGUAAUCUGAAUCUUUCUUGUGAGGGGUCUAACCUUCAAUGCAAAACGGUUGAUCUCAUUGUGAUUUGCUACUCGAGCCAAGAGGGCUAAAGGCAACUUGAACCGGUUGCUAAUUUGUAAACAGGAUGGUGUUUGAGAGCAGGCAAUGAUGCAAUUUAUGCACUAUUGUAAUUGUAAACAGGUUUCUAUAUCUUAAAUUCUCUCUUGUAAAUCUGUUAUUUUUUUUGAAAUCAUGCAUGCAAGAACAAUUGGUUAGUGUGUUGAAGAAUGAAAAAAUUUGUACUGCAGCAAUUUGAUGAAUU